Molecule: messenger RNA, 2746 nt
Organism: Thecamonas trahens ATCC 50062
Lineage: Eukaryota; Apusomonadida; Apusomonadidae
Exons: 6
Biological process (GO): signal transduction; negative regulation of transcription by RNA polymerase II
Cellular component (GO): nucleus; transcription repressor complex
Molecular function (GO): protein binding
Source: RefSeq, a predicted model, not a curated record
CCAGAUCCCCACCAAGUCAUACGAUGUCUUCCUCUGCCACGGCUCCAACGACAAGGGGCUCAUGCUCUCGCUCCGCGACAAGCUCGUUGCCCUCGGUCUACGCGUCUUUCUCGACGUCAAGUCGCUCGACGCCAUGAUUGUCCAAGAUCCCGCAGACUGCGCCCGGCUUGCCCGUGACUCACACGUUGUGGUCGUCGUUGUCUCAAAGUACUCGAUCGUCACACGGUGGGCCAUCGCAGAGGCCGACGCAGCCCUCGCUGAUCCGACUUGCAAGGUCUUUCCGGUUUUUGCCGACGCUGAGCUCUCGCUCGAGACCGUCUCGUCGCCGGCAUGGCGUGACGGCCCGCGGGAUGCCAGCCACCCUCUACUGGCGUACAUGGCGGCGGCUUUCCCGUCGCAGAUCCCGGACAACCGUCGCUUCACGGAUCUCUGGGAACACGAUGAACUCACGCCCGACCUCAAAGUCGCCCGCAUCGGCACUCUCUACGCCCUCCUCGAGCGCGGCCUCGCUCCAUACUCCCCGGCUCGCGACAGCGUGGUUGACAUGGUCGACGAUCUUGCCGACCGCAUCCAGGCCAUUGUUCCCAGUUCACCCCUCCGCCCCUCACCCAUGCCACCGCCACUCAAUCCACCCGAGUUCCACCCGCUCCCUGACACUCGUGAUGCGGUCAUUAAUGUCCUUCUCGGUGCGAACAACGUCUCAGUCGUUGGUGUCAACGGGCUCGGUGGCGUCGGCAAGUCGUCACUCGCUGCCGAUGUCGCCAUCCAUCCCGCCAUCAUCUCCGCCUUCUCCCUUGGCACCUUUGGCCCGGACGACGCUGCUGUUGUCCUUCGCAACUACCUCGCCAAGGGCUCACCUGAGUGGGCAAACACCCUUGCUCUCGACGAUCCCCGCAUCGUCUCCCUCGCGACCUUUUGCCGUGGGCAUGCCCUCGCCCUCGCCGUCCUUGGCUCGUCCAUUUCUGGCGAGGCUGCACUUGACGACGCUGUUGAGGACGCUGCAGAUGCAACCGAGUUUGCCAUGGAUGAGCACCGCGAUGAUUGCGGCGGAUCGGACGCCAAGUACGCCCACAUCUUUGACAUCAUCACUUGGACCCUCGGCGGUGCCAUCCCCAAGCAUGUCCGCAAGGUGGCGCUGACUAUUUACGCCAUGCUCGCCGUCUUUCCAUCAGACGCGCCCAUCGACGUCGCCAACUUCCGCUCCGCGAUCGACGCAAGCAAUAUCAAGUUUGCUAGGGCCCUCGAUGCCCUCGCCAACACGUCGUUGCUGCGCGUCGUUGCCACGGAUGGCGGCGCCAUAACCGUAGUCGAGCUGCACGAUCUGCACCUCGAGUACAUUCGCCAUCGGCUUGAGGUGUGCGUUGACGACAUCCCUUCCCUUCCUGCCCGUCACCUCGCCGUUGUCGCCGGGGUGCCUCCGCCUGGCGCCACGCCAGAGUCCGCUAUGGAGACCAUGACCUCUGGCACUGCCUCCGAUUGGAUCGUCACCCGCGGAGCCAAAGACGUUGACGAGGUCGAGCGUGCGCUGUCGCUCUCACGUGAAAUCAUUGAGAGCGAGCCGUGGACCCUUUUCGCGCAUCGUGGUGCUGAGCGCUUUCGCUUUGAUGGCUCGUACGAAAAAGUCAUCAACAUCGGUGGCUCGCUGGUUGCUGGUGAAUGUCGGAAGAAUGUGGACGUACUUGACGUGCUAACUGGUGAACGCGUGGAGGUGCUGGAGGGCCACACCAGCAGGGUGCGGGGUGUGUUUGCGCUGCCGAGUGCGGAUGGCCAGCUGCCUGUCCUGGUCUCGUGGUCGAACCACAAGACGAUCCGGGUGUGGCAUGCUGUGGACGACGGGACGGGUGCCAUGCGGUACACCGCGGACAGUGCCUCCUGUGAGGUGCUGGAGGGCCACACGAACGAUGUGCAGGGUGUGAUUGCGCUGCCGAGUGCGGAUGGCCAGCUGCCCAUCCUGCUGCCUGUCCUGGUCUCGUGGUCGGAGGACAAGACGAUCCGGGUGUGGCAUCUUGCGGACAACGGGACGGGCGCCAUGCGGUACACCGCAGACAGUGUCUCCUGUGAGGUGCUGGAGGGCCACACCAAGUAUGUGUGGGGUGUGAUUGCGCUGCCGAGUGCGGAUGGCCAGCUGCCUGUCCUGGUCUCGUGGUCGAACCACAAGACGAUCCGGGUGUGGCAUCCUGCGGACAACGGGACGGGCGCCAUGCGGUACACCGCCGACGGUGCCUCCUGUGAGGUGCUGGAGGGCCACACCGACGAUGUGCAGGGUGUGAUUGCGCUGCCGAGUGCGGAUGGCCAGCUGCCUGUCCUGGUCUCGUGGUCGAAGGACAGGACGAUCCGGGUGUGGCAUGCUGCGGACGACGGGACGGGCGCCAUACGGUACACCGCGGACAGUGCAUUCUGUGAGGUGCUGGAGGGCCACACCAAGUAUGUGUGGGGUGUGAUUGCGCUGCCGAGUGCGGAUGGCCAGCUGCCUGUCCUGGUCUCGUGGUCGAACCACAAGACGAUCCGGGUGUGGCAUCCUGCGGACAACGGGACGGGCGCCAUGCGGUACACCGCGGACAGUGCAUUCUGUGAGGUGCUGGAGGGCCACACCAAGUAUGUGUGGGGUGUGAUUGCGCUGCCGAGUGCGGAUGGCCAGCUGCCUGUCCUGGUCUCGUGGUCGAACCACAAGACGAUCCGGGUGUGGCAUCCUGCGGACAACGGGACGGGCGCCAUGCGGUACACCGCCGACGUGUGCGGGGUGUGA